Messenger RNA from Myotis davidii, 2838 nucleotides. It is a transcript of the gene NUAK2, whose product is annotated as NUAK family, SNF1-like kinase, 2. The transcript is spliced from 7 exons. Gene Ontology annotation, biological process: intracellular signal transduction; microtubule cytoskeleton organization; protein phosphorylation. Gene Ontology annotation, molecular function: tau-protein kinase activity; ATP binding; protein serine/threonine kinase activity. Bases 1 to 1827 code for a protein of 608 amino acids. NCBI's taxonomy places the organism in Eukaryota, Metazoa, Chordata, Mammalia, Chiroptera, Vespertilionidae. Gene Ontology annotation, cellular component: cytoplasm. The record is from RefSeq and is a predicted model, not a curated record.
AUGGCCCGUUGCCGGGGUGACGGCCCUGGGCACUGUCCGCAGCUCCUCUUACGGGAUUACGCUGGGCUGUUCCGCAUUCUUGUCCGCUGUCCCUGUGAGCAGGAAGCCAUUGUCUGCCUCCGGAGCCUGACACUGUUGGCUGCCAGACCUUUCUCUUCAUUCUCCAACAUUCUCUGUUCCCAGGUGGCCAUCAAGUUGAUCCGGAAAGACAAAAUCAAAGAUGAGCAAGAUCUGAUGCACAUUCGGCGAGAGAUUGAGAUCAUGUCGUCACUCAACCACCCCCACAUCAUUGCCAUCCACGAAGUGUUUGAGAACAGCAGCAAGAUAGUGAUCGUCAUGGAGUACGCCAGCCGGGGCGACCUGUAUGACUACAUCAGUGAGCGGCAGCGGCUCAGCGAGCGCGAGGCCCGUCACUUCUUCCGGCAGAUCGUCUCCGCUGUGCACUAUUGCCACCAGAAUGGGGUUGUCCACCGGGAUCUCAAGCUGGAGAACAUCCUCCUCGAUGCCAAUGGCAACAUCAAGAUUGCUGACUUUGGUCUCUCCAACCUCUACCACCAAGGCAAGUUCCUGCAGACAUUCUGUGGGAGCCCCCUCUACGCCUCGCCCGAGAUCGUCAACGGGAAGCCCUACACGGGCCCAGAGGUGGACAGCUGGUCCCUGGGUGUUCUCCUGUACAUCCUGGUGCAUGGCACCAUGCCCUUUGACGGGCAGGACCAUAAGACACUGGUGAAACAGAUCAACAACGGGGCCUACCGGGAGCCACCUAAACCCUCAGACGCCUGUGGCCUGAUCCGGUGGCUGUUAAUGGUGAACCCCGCCCUCCGGGCCACGCUGGAGGAUGUAACCAACCACUGGUGGGUCAACUGGGGCUAUGCCACCCGUGUGGGGCAGCAGGAGGCUCUGCACGAGAGAGGGCACCCUGGCAGUGACUCUGGCCGGGUGUCCGUGGCCGACUGGCUCCGGCGGUCCUCCCGCCCCCUCCUGGAGAACGGGGCCAAGGUGUGCAGCUUCUUCAAGCAGCACACGCCGGGAGGGGGCAGCGUGGCCCCCAGCCUGGAGCGCCAGCAUUCGCUCAAGAAGUCCCGCAAAGAGAACGACAUGGCCCAGUCUCUCCAGGGGGACCCGGCUGAUGACACCGCCCCUCGCCCCAGCAAGGGCAACCUCAAACUCCCAAAGGGCAUUCUCAAGAAGAAGGUCGCUGCCUCCUCGGAGUGUCGGGGGGAGGACUCUGAGCUCAGCCCGUCCCCCACGGGCCCAGAGCAGGCUGCCCCCCUGCUCCCCAAGAAGGGCAUCCUCAAGAAGUCCCAGCAGCGGGAAUCCGGGUACUACUCCUCUCCUGAACCCAGUGAUUCCGGGGAGCUCUUGGAUGCAGGGGACGUGUUCACAAGCAGGGACUCCGUGGAGCAGAAGCCACCCCAGGCCCCGGGGAUGCUCCACCAUCGCAAGGGCAUCCUCAAACACAACGGCAAGUUCUCCCGCACCGCCACCCCCACCACCUUCGGCUCCCUGAAUGAACUGGCCUCACCUCGCCCUCCGUCCAGGGCCAGCCGCCCCUCGGGAGCUGUGAGUGAGGACAGCAUCCUGUCCUCCGAGUCCUUUGACCAGCUAGACCUGCCCGAGCGGCUCCCCGAGCCCCUGCUGCGGGGCUGUGUGUCUGUGGACGACCUCACGGGGCUGGAGGAGCCCCCCUCCGAGGGCCCAGGAAGCAGGGGCCUGAGGCGCUGGAGGCAAGACCCCCUGGGGGAAAGCUGCUUUUCCCUGAGGGACUGUCAGGAGGUGACGGAGGUCUACCGACAGGCCCUGGGCAUCUGCUCAAAGCUCAGCUGAGGAGGGGGGGCAUUGCCCCAGUGGACAGGCUCUAAGAUGCACCUGGCAACACCCUGAGGGGAGACGCCUUCUCCCCGGCCUCCUAGGCCCAGCAUUCCAGCCCAGAAGGCUGAGAUGGUUGGCAGUUUAGUCCUGGGGAGGACCGGAUAUGAGGAAAAUGGGCAUGUGAAAGGCAUUGAGGGCUCAGUGUCCUCAGCCCUGUGGAACCAAGAAGCUAGUGGAGGGGAAACAGGUAGAGAAGUAGAGGGAAGGCCUGUGGCCAAGUCCAGGUUCUCUGUCCGGUGUCUGCAGCCCCAUAGAGAGAGCACUCUUUUCAGUACCCAUGCUCUUAAUUGCUGUGCAUGGUGCCUUCGCCACGGUAGGGAUGGAAACUCUUCACAUCCCCGUCCCGGCACUGAAACUGGAAUAUGGAAACUGCUCAUGUGCCUGGGACGUCCUCGGACAGUCUCCUGCAGGGUGCCCGUCCUUACUUCUCCAGCAGUAAGAGAGCACACAACCUGUUUCCUCAAAGGUUCUCUUCCCUUUCCUGUCCUCCAAGCCUGGCCCAGGCCUCCCGGAGUCGCUGCUAUGAAUCUAAAAGACUUGAAAAGGCUCAGGCUGCUACUGGACUUCAUCUCAAGGGGCCCAGAUGCCUCAGGACCCCACCUUGAACCUCAAAGGCUCUGUGACCUUCUCCAGCCUCUAAGCUGCUCUAUUUAUGUUUUCAAGCUCUGUGUUUUAUGUUCUUAAAAAAGUGAAUUUUGCUGUUUUCUAUACUGUGAAUACUGUGUUCUGGAAAGUCCACUAUACAUGUAACUUUUGUGUACAGAGAAGUGUUUUUGCAGUCAUUCCCUACUGAUCAUGGGGAAGGGGGCCCUUUAAGAAAUCCGCGUGUUCCGUUGCACUGUCCAGAGGAGGCCCCCUCUGGCUCCCUCAUCCACGCCCUGAUUCCGUCUACCUGAUGGUCCCUCUUCCCUCCUCUGUGGCCAGGAAAAGAACCACUCCAUUAAAAACCAGAACGGCGACUGGAAA